Molecule: messenger RNA, 844 nt
Organism: Stegastes partitus (bicolor damselfish)
Lineage: Eukaryota; Metazoa; Chordata; Actinopteri; Pomacentridae
Product: interleukin-1 receptor accessory protein-like 1-B
Exons: 6
Biological process (GO): negative regulation of exocytosis
Source: RefSeq, a predicted model, not a curated record
CCAUCAGAACUGACAGCAGAGUGUACGCUAUCAUUUGGAAACUGCUUGUGGGACUGAUAAAAAAAAAUGAAAGCUCCCAUUCCUCUUCUGAUCCUGCUUCAUGCUGUUGUGGUCCAUUGCCUGAAAGUGGUGUCGAAGCGAGGCUCAGUGGAAGGCUGCACAGAUUGGUCAGUGGACUACCUGAAAUACAAAGUGCUUCUGGGGGAACCUGUACGGAUUAAGUGCGCUUUAUUCUAUGGAUAUAUCCGGGCCAACUACACCCAUGCGCAGAGCACAGGACUUAGCCUUAUGUGGUACAAAAGCGCGGGCCACGGGGACUUCGAGGAACCAAUCAGUUUCGACGGCACAAGGAUGAGCAAAGAAGAGGACGCCAUAUGGUUCCGACCGGCAGAGUUGGACGAUGUGGGAUACUAUUCCUGCGUUUUAAGGAACUCCACAUACUGCAUGAAGGUGUCCAUGUCUCUCACGGUGGCGGAGAAUGACACGGACCUCUGCUACAACUCCAAAAUGAGGUUCUUUGAGAAGGCGGAACUAAGCAAAAGCAAAGACAUCACCUGCCCGGGCAUUGAGGAUUAUAUACAGCCAGGAGUGGAGCCUGAAAUCGUGUGGUACAAGGAAUGCAAGCCAAAGCAGUGGAGACAAACCAUAGAAAGGAGGAGGGACACGCUGUCCAUCAAGGAAGUACGGGAAGAUGACAUUGGGAAUUACACCUGUGAACUGCCGUUUGGGAACUUUGUGGUACGAAGGACGACUGAGCUGUCCGUCACAGCUCCCCUGACAGACAAGCCGCCAAAAAUCCUUUUCCCUUCAGAGAACCAAAUGAGCAUCAUAGAGAUGGCAAUAG